AGCUAGCCGGCUAAUCUCUUGGACAACGCAGUCGUGGUUAUGUUAUUGUCCGCUUCAGUGUUCGUGUCUUUUUUGCUCGUUUUAAUCCGGUGAUUUUCUCACACGCCGUCAGCGACCAAAGGCGAGGCGGACACCGACGGACAAGUUUAAACCCACCGGAGGUUUGGCCGCUGUUGCUUUCUGUCAGGAUGCUAGCGCUUGAGCGAGCCAGCUAGUUAGCAAAGCUGCUAAAGUAGCCGAAUAGCAGCGCUGUCCGGAUGCUCUGAGCAGCAACGCAGCGGAUUUUGGGGAGUUUCUAGUCGGCCUCGCAUGAUGUCAAGCAACCGGCCACAGCAAAACGCUGGUGGGGCGAGUUCGGUGCCCAGCACGAGUAGCAGCAGCAGCACUGGAGGCACCGGGAACACAAACGGUGGCGGAGGCAGCAACCCCGUCAUGAGUAAUGGUAAUAAUUCUGGAAAUGUUGUGCCCUCUCGGAGCCUGACAGCGGCCAGCGAUGGCGUCUUGUCGGUGCCAACUUUGGCCGCCGUGCCGUCGUCCCGGGGCGGCUUUGCCUCCCUGGGCAGACCGUCUGCGACCUCGGGCAGCAGAAAGAAAUCCCUCCAUCAAGCACCCCUGUACAACGGCCUCUUGAAUUCAUACGAGGAUAAAAGCAACGACUUCGUCUGUCCCAUUUGCUUCGAAAUGAUAGAGGAGGCACACAUGACCAAGUGUGGACACAGUUUUUGUUUCAAGUGCAUCCGCCAGAGCUUGGAGGACAGCAACAGAUGUCCCAAGUGUAACUACAUCGUCGAUAAUGUGGAUCAGCUCUACCCAAAUUUUCUUGUAAACGAACUGAUCCUUAAACAGAAACAAAGGUCAGAGGAGAAGAGACUAAAGUUGGAUCAUCCUAAUGGGUCUCGGUGGCAGGUCUUCCAGGAUGUUUUGAGUCCUGAUCAGGAGAACUUGGACCUGGCAAAUGUCAACCUAAUGCUGGAGCUCCUGGUUCAGAAGAAGAAGCAGCUGGAGGCAGAAUCCCAAGCAGCUCAGAGACAGAUCCUCAUGGAGUUUCUUAAAGAAGCCAGGAGAAACAAGAGAGAGCAACUAGAGCAACUACAGAAGGAGCUCAACUUUCUUGAAGAAGACAUUAAGCGCGUUGAGGAAAUGAGCGGGCUGUACUCUCCGAUGAUGGAGGCAGAGUGUACGGUGCCUAAUGUUGAGGCUCCAUCUCCAGCACCCAGCUGUAGUAGUAUUAUUGAGCCAACAGACUACAGCCAACCUCCAGGAUUUGGUGGAACAACACAGGGAAAACGACAGACCUGGUACAACAGCACUCUGGCAUCAAGAAGAAAGAGGCUGACGGCUCAUUUCGAGGAUCUGGAGCAGUGCUACUUCUCCAAUAAAAUGUCGCGCAUCACAGACGAGGGCAGGAACUUGAACCAGCUGGAUGAUUUUAUGGAGUGUUUGUCCAAGUUCACCCGCUACAACUCUGUGCGGCCCCUGGCCACCCUCUCCUACGCCAGCGACCUCUAUAGCGGCUCUAGUAUUGUCUCUAGUAUUGAGUUUGACCGUGACUGUGACUACUUUGCCAUUGCUGGUGUUACCAAGAAAAUCAAGGUGUUUGAAUACGGCACUGUGAUCCAGGAUGCAGUGGACAUCCACUACCCUGUCAACGAAAUGACCUGCAAUUCGAAAAUCAGCUGUAUCAGCUGGAGCAGUUAUCACAAGAACCUUCUGGCCAGCAGCGACUACGAGGGUACCGUCAUUCUGUGGGAUGGAUUCACUGGCCAGAGGUCCAAAGUCUACCAGGAACAUGAAAAACGGUGUUGGAGUGUUGACUUCAACCUGAUGGACCCCAAGCUCUUAGCCUCUGGUUCUGAUGACGCUAAAGUGAAGCUGUGGUCAACCAAUCUUGACAACUCAGUGGCCAGCAUCGAAGCUAAAGCCAACGUCUGCUGUGUUAAAUUCAGCCCAACCUCCAGAUAUCAUCUGGCCUUUGGCUGUGCAGACCACUGUGUUCACUACUAUGAUCUACGCAACACUAAACAGCCAAUCAUGGUGUUCAAAGGCCACAGGAAAGCCGUGUCAUACGCCAAGUUUGUCAACGGAGAGGAGAUUGUUUCCGCUUCGACAGACAGUCAGCUGAAGCUGUGGAACGUCAACAAACCUCACUGCCUUCGCUCCUUCAAGGGUCACAUCAAUGAGAAGAACUUUGUCGGCCUGGCAUCCAAUGGAGACUACGUCGCCUGUGGCAGUGAGAACAACUCCUUGUAUCUAUACUACAAAGGACUUUCCAAGACUCUGUUAACAUUCAAGUUUGACACAGUGAAGAGCGUCCUGGACAAGGACAAGAAGGAAGACGACACCAACGAGUUUGUUAGUGCUGUCUGCUGGAGGGCCCUGCCUGAUGGAGAGUCAAAUGUGCUGAUUGCUGCAAACAGUCAAGGAACAAUCAAGGUACUCGAGCUCGUCUGAGGACUCGCCAUGUCUUCAGUGGCCGUUAAAAACUACAAUCAGCCUCUUUGUUCGGUGGUUCGAUCCGUCUGAUGCGGGGAGAUUUCAGGCUGCCUGCUGAGCACCAGGAAAGCUGAAAUAAACUGAAUCUGUGUUAUUUUUAACGAGCUACAAGUUUUUGGACGGCGGCAAAGACUCCGGACCAGUACAUCUGCAUAGCAGGAGAGGAUAUGCUGCCAUUUUACAGCAACAAAAUGAGGACCUAGCAUGGGCACAAAAUGGAACAAGAGACUUUAUAAAGCAGUUUUGUUUCCUUUUCACUGAAGUUUUACCGGCUACAAUAGAACACCUCUUUAUGAUUUUAGGUCAAAUCAAAACUUGUACCUUUUUGUUUUUUUUAAUUAAGCUGUUGCUCUUAAGGGUACAUCCAGCCAAACGCUACUAGUGUGAUGCAUUUUCUCUUUGAAAGGCCAAAGCACAAGACAAAAUAACAUGCAAAAAUGAUGUCUUCUCAUUAAGCUUUUAAUACCCACUUGUUGUUUGUCAGCCACCUGUUUUUUUGGGUUUUUUUUACCCCCUUUAUGUUUAGUUUUUAUGUUUUUCAGAUUGGGAGAAGCCAGUUUUAAUAAAUAUGACUUGAAUUUCAUUCUGUCAAAUGUAUCAUCAGUUCCUCUUCUGGCUUAAGAGUGCAGAAUGUGAAGUAGUGUGUGUAAGGUAAGGAAGACCAAUGAAUUGUGGAGAUGAUGAGAAACUCCUCCGUGCUAAUUUUUCUGUUGGAACAAAUUGAGACUUGACACGUUUGUCUGUAAUCACAGCUAUUCUCAUGUAACUUAAGGUAUUGAUCAGCAGUGCCACAUGGAACUGGAUUAAUUUUUUUUUUUUUUUGAACAUAUGUGGGCUGUUUGUCGCUUGUUGAAAAAUCAAAACCUUGCAGAAUCAGUUUUAGUUCUUUUAAAGUAGCAGUGGAACUACUCUUCACAUACUGUAGGUUUAAACUGUACCUUCUGAACUGAGCUACAUUGUAAACUUGAGGCAAACUGCUGUCAGUUUCUGUGGAGUGGUGAUCCAUGACGACGCAUCGACAGGGUUUGGGAAACACCACCAAGACCUGCCUAUUUUAUGAUAACUGAGUGAGAGAGGUGUUUUGUAUUUGUAUAACUGAAUAAAUUAUUUCGAAACAA
This is a messenger RNA of Amphiprion ocellaris (clown anemonefish), 3611 nucleotides long. It is a transcript of the gene cop1, whose product is annotated as COP1 E3 ubiquitin ligase. Gene Ontology annotation, molecular function: protein binding; ubiquitin protein ligase activity. Lineage: Eukaryota; Metazoa; Chordata; Actinopteri; Pomacentridae. The transcript is spliced from 20 exons. The record is from RefSeq and is a predicted model, not a curated record. Gene Ontology annotation, biological process: proteasome-mediated ubiquitin-dependent protein catabolic process. Bases 310 to 2451 code for a protein of 713 amino acids.